GCGGGAUCGGGAUAAUAACAGAGAGAUUGAAAUCGGCAGGGCUCAAGUUUUUGGAUUUUCGUUUCUCUUAUGAAAGCUGCGUAGGGCGAUCAGCGCUGGGCUGAAUGUGAAAUGAGAAAGAGUGUAAUUCUGAAAGUACAACGAAAUUAAAGUUUAGAACGGGGCAGAAAAGCUAAAGAGCUGACACUGAGGCAGCAGCAUGGGAGUCACUGAUCUGUGGUCCAUCCUGGGGCCAGUGAAGAAGCACGUGCCCUUAGAGAGCCUCGCUGGGAAAACGCUGGCCGUUGAUCUGAGUAUCUGGGUGUGUGAAGCACAAAUGGUAAAACAGAUGAUCGGAGUGGUCCACAAACCCCAUCUCAGGAAUCUGUUCUUCCGCAUCUCAUCACUGAAUCUAUUGGGAGUGAAGCUGGUGUUUGUUUCGGAGGGUGAAGCCCCAAAGAUUAAAGCUGAAACCAUGAGCAAGAGGAAUGAGAUGCGCUACGGGCCUUCUGCCAGUGCUGCACCGCCCAAAGCAGGAAGGUCCUAUUUUAAGUCUGUUUUAAAGGAGUGCCUGCUGAUGCUGGAGUGUUUGGGCAUCCCUUGGGUACAAGCAGCUGGGGAAGCCGAGGCCAUGUGUGCCUACCUGAAUGCCCAUGGCUACGUGGAUGGAUGCAUUACCAACGAUGGCGAUGUCUUCUUGUAUGGGGCCCAGACAGUUUAUCGGAAUUUCACUAUGAAUGUGAAGGACCCCCAUGUGGAUUGCUAUGAAGUAUCCAAAAUUAAGGCCCAGCUUGGUUUGGACAGAGAGGAACUGGUAGGCUUGGCCAUCCUCCUGGGCUGUGAUUAUCUCCCGAAAGGGGUGCCUGGAGUCCGAAAAGUACAAGCCCUAAAGCUUAUUGAGAUGCUAAAUGGGGAGAGUUUGCUGCAAAGGUUCUAUCAGUGGGAGAAGGACUGUAACGAACGGGGCACUAAAGCCCCUAAGAAAAAACCUCACUGUUCUGUUUGCUGCCAUCCAGGUUCAGCUAAAGAUCACGAGCGCAAUGGCUGUAAGAUGUGCGGGAGCGAUCGAUUCUGCGAACCACAUGACUAUGAUUAUCGCUGCCCAUGUGACUGGCAUAAAGAACAGAGAGAGAAGCAGGAAAAUUCUGUGGAGUUUAAUAUCAAGAGGAAGUCUCUCCGAUGUGAAGGUUUCCCAUACCGCCAGGUCAUUGAUGAAUUUCUUAUUAAUAAGAAUAAAUUGGUGAAAGUGCUUAAAUGGGGAAGACCCAGUCUACAGUGUUUUCAGAAUUUUACGGCUGAGCGAAUGGAUUGGCCCAGGCAUUACUCGUGUGAGAAGUUGCUUGUGCUGUUGACGUACUACGACAUGAAUGAGAGAAAGGCAGGCAGAGAGAAUGGGGCGCAGCUACAGGCUGUACGCAUUGUUAAAACAAGAAUCAGGAAUGGAAGCCCUUGCUUUGAAAUCGAGUGGGUGAAACCAGACAGUUAUGCUUUUGCCGAUGAUCAUCCCGCUGAGUCUCCUCUGGUGACGAUAGAGGAAGAAUCUCUCUUCCGAGCAGCUUACCCCCAUGUUGUCACCAUGUUUCACAAGGAGAAGCAAGAAGCUGAGGAGAAUAAGCUGAAAUGCAAGAAAAGCAAGCCCAAAUCCAAGGCUGCGGAUGAUCUGGAUGAUGUUGCGUCUCUGUUGUCCGAACUGAGCCUGAAACCUGUUUCGGAAAAGCAGCCUCCACUAGAGCUACAGGAAGAUGGAGGAGACUCGGACAGUGUUCAUGAGAAGCCAGCAAGGGAUUCCAACUUUCUUAGCUUGUCCAGCGAUGCCGAUUCUGGAGUGGAAAGAGGGAUUUUGUUAGAUACCAAAACAGAUUCUGAGUUUUUCACAUCACCCACUGCAGACAAUGAGCCUUCCAAUCCCUUGUGUUCCUCUCCAGCACCAAGCAAUACCCAACAUCUUACUGCUGCUUCUCCUAAUAUUUCUGCCGUGAUUUCAGAACUCCAACUCAGCAGUAUCGACUGGGACUCAACCUCUUUUAGCAAGUCUCCCCAAGCUGAAGAACGCACUAAAGGCAGCAAAGAGGUUGGAGAACGGGGGGAGUUUUGUUACAAACCAACCACCAACAACUUGGAAACUUCAGGAAAUAAAUCUAAGGAGGUUCAGAAUGGCAUAGCCAGGCCUGGAACCUCUAAUAAGGUGCACUUGACUAAUUCAAAGCAAUCCAAUGUGGAAGACUUUCAUAAGUUACCUUUAAAAGAAAGAGUCCUUCUAAAGAAUGCUGUUCAGUCUGGUGUCCCUUAUCCAGGAAAAAUGCAAACUAAACCUGUUCCCGUAAAGCCUGUGCCACUAUCUCUCCAUAACCAAGGGCUCGGUAAUCACAGCUCAAAAAACUCUGUUCCCACCACUUUGGGUAUAGACAUUAAGGAAAAAGUACAUCAGAAACUCCCAAUGAAGUUAUCUAGAGAUCCGAGUCAACAAGAGAGCAGGCAACCACCAACUUCAGUCUGUUCCAGAGCUAAGCCUCAGAAUCAGGGAGCUACUGGGCCAAAAACAUACAAUUUUGUUAAGAAUGUGAAGGCAGUGCCACUCGUCCCUGUGAACACUGGUAAUAAGAUGGGGACCCUGGCAGCUUCUAAAUCCUUAGGGAAGAAGAGCGUCUGUCAAAAAGGGACCUUAUAUGACCAGGAAGAAAAAACAUACCAACAUAAAAUGCAGGCAACAUGCCCAAGCGCAAUUGUUCAUCCUCACUCCAAUGGGGUUGAGGGGGCUAAAUUACAUAGACCACCAUAUGGGGACAAAGAAGUAAAGCAGAACAAAGAGAACUCCCCUCCAAGAGAUAAUCUCAUUUGCCAUUCUGGUUUAAACCCUAUUUUCCUUAGCCCUGACUCUAAGGCAGCCACCAAAAAAGCAAGUGACUGUGCCGCCGAGGACAGCGACGGAGACGACUCUAUUAUAUCUGUAGACAGCCCCUUGCCCCUGGCUGAACGUUUAAAGCUAAGAUUGUUACAGAAAUGAUAAGGCAAUCGGAAUCCCAUUUAUCUCAUGGACAUGUUUAUAUAUUUAAUAGCAAAUCAAAGGAAUUAAACAAAUAUGAAUGAAAAAUAAUGUAUGGAAUUUCAGACUAAAUGAUGCUUAAAUAAUUGGAAGGGUUAUACAGAAUUAGACUGCAAUUGCUGUAGGUAAGCAGCCAAUUGGCAGUCAGCUUAUACUUGUCUAGUGCUGUCAGAUUCAUAGAAGCAGUUAUCUGAUUGGCUGCUGCAGGUUACUGGACUAAGGACUACUGCCCACCUGAUUUCUUAAACUGUAAAUGUAAAAUACAUGCAUUAAUUUGCCUUAUGCAUUGUGCAAGAACGUAACAUACAAAUAGGCCCAGUUAUAGAGAGGUUUUGUUCCUUUCAUUUUCCCUGAGAUAUGAGAUCAAGUAUCGGGUCGGAGCUUGUUGCGUGCAAAAAAUACCAAUGAAAUAACCCAUUGUAUAUGUUUAUCCCCGCUGUUUUUUUUUUUGUGUUUUCUUAUUUGUUUCUGUUGUGUCUAUGGAUAACCUAUUCAUUUAGUACUUUCAGCCAACGGCUGCUAUGUCUAUCUCUGCCAAAGCCACCAUUCUUUUGAUGACUCCAUUGGUUUCAUUUUUUUUUCCUUAUUCCUAAUCUAGCCAUAAAUGCACCCGUUUCUUCUCACUCAUUUUACAAAUACCAACACACUUAUGGACAAAACAACGUUCCCUUCAUGUUCUGUAAUUUAUAUGUUGGCUGAAGUGAUUCUUUGGCUUGCGGCUUUUAUAUAACUGUGUACAAUCAUAUUUUUUUUAAGUAUUUAUAUAUACGUUUUUUUAAAAAAAAAUAAAAAUCUCAGUUUUGGGA
This is a messenger RNA of Xenopus tropicalis (tropical clawed frog), 3828 nucleotides long. RefSeq names its product GEN1, Holliday junction 5' flap endonuclease (gene gen1). Gene Ontology annotation, cellular component: nucleus. Lineage: Eukaryota; Metazoa; Chordata; Amphibia; Anura; Pipidae. The record is from RefSeq and is marked validated. Gene Ontology annotation, molecular function: crossover junction DNA endonuclease activity; catalytic activity; nuclease activity.